AUGGAUGGGCGGGCACGGGCGCUGCGCGAUGGCGAGCGCUGGCCCUUCACCUGCCGGGCGCCGCUCCCCGCCACCGCGCUCGCCUGGUACCUGGACGGCCGCCCCCAUCAGCCCGACAGCCUGGCCGAGCCCGGCGCCCCCAGCACCUUCACGCUGCCUGCACGCCGCGCCGACCGCCAGCUCACGUGCGCCCUGGCCCCUGCAGUCCCCGGUGCCACCGAUGCCUCCGUGCACUUCGACGUGCAGCUCCCGCCUGAGAUCCUGCGCACGGACACGCACCCAGCUGAGGUUGCGGCGCCCGGGCUGCUCGUGGUGCUGCUGGCGCCGGUGCAGGCCAACCCACCCGCCGCCAUCACCUGGCUCGGCCCCGACGGCCGGCCUGUGGUCAACACCUCCCUGCUGGCUCCUGAUGCCAACGGGCACCCUGCGCUCACCAACCACACCGUGCAUCUCAGCGCCCUGCCCGGCACCUUCUCUGUCCACGCCACCAACGGCCUCGGCGUUGCUAACGCCUCCAUCCCGGCCCCAGGUCUCUGGGACGCCCGCGUGGAGCUGCCGCUGCUGGGGGUCGCUGCCGGCGUGGCCGUGGUGCUGGGCGCCCUGCUGGGCCUGGGCUGCGUGGCCGCCCGCCGCCACGCGAAGCCUGGCACAGGGCUGCCCGGACCCGCGGCCUCGCCUCUGCCCCCCAGCUGCCCCGGCUGCUCGCAGCUGCCCCGUGAGCACCGCUCCCUACCGCCCAACCUGCGCCUCAGCGACCUGGCGCAGGAGCCCCGAGGCAGCCCCGGAGCCACAGGAGAGGAGGCCGCCCGACUGGAGCUGGAGAAGGGCCCGGUGCUCGUGGGCCUCGGGUUCGUCCGCCUGCCCGCCACCGGCUACAUUUACAAGGUGUCCAGCACCAGCAGCGACGAGAUCUGGCUCUGAGACGCUUGGUCCUUGGUGCUGCCCGCCCUGGAUCCCGGCCGUUCUCAUCAUGGAGCUGCGGCGCGGAGCUGGUUCUGUGCUGUGUAUGCAGCUUGUCCUUCGUGUGGCUGCCGAUGGGCCCGUCCUCGGGCAGAACUCGGCUGGCCUUGCCCCAGUUCCCCAGGCUUGACCGUUCUGGGACCCAGGUGCUGUAUUGGGCCGCAUGGGGGACACCUCGUGCCGCGUGAAUGAGAAAGGAGCUCCCCGUUUGGGCUGGGCAGGAGCCCUUGGGAGAGGUUUUGAAAGGGCAGACACGCGCAGGGUGCUGCUGCUCCCGGCUGCCUUGCAGCAGGGAAAGCGGGGCCUGCUCCCGGGAAUACCGAGAGGGCCCCAGCGGACGCCGCUGCUGC
Molecule: messenger RNA, 1310 nt
Organism: Nothoprocta perdicaria
Lineage: Eukaryota; Metazoa; Chordata; Aves; Tinamiformes; Tinamidae
Gene: TMEM25
Product: transmembrane protein 25
Exons: 8
Coding region: 1-921 (306 amino acids)
Biological process (GO): negative regulation of excitatory postsynaptic potential
Source: RefSeq, a predicted model, not a curated record